Theobroma cacao (cacao) is the source of this 1245-nucleotide messenger RNA. RefSeq names its product putative carboxylesterase 17. The record is from RefSeq and is a predicted model, not a curated record. Lineage: Eukaryota; Viridiplantae; Streptophyta; Magnoliopsida; Malvales; Malvaceae. Gene Ontology annotation, molecular function: hydrolase activity.
GAAGCUCUGUCUUCGGUCUAGCCUUCGCAUUCUCUAUAUAAGGAUCCCUCAAAAGUACUUACAAGUCACAACCAUUACACCUAAGACCAUUCUAUUUUUAAAUUGUAUGAGAACUAAAAGGAUGGCAACCAUUUCCUUUGAUCCUAGGCUCAAUGUUCAGGUAGGCCAGAAGAAUCAUGGUGUUGUAGUUGAGGAGAUUGAAGGGCUCAUCCGAGUUUACAAAAAUGGACACGUUGAAAGGCCACCAAUCAUCCCUAUUGUCCCCUCCACGGUGACAGGUGGUGUGAUAUCUAAGGAUGUUGUUAUUGAUAAAUUCACCAGCUCAUGGACACGUAUCUAUGCUCCAAGCUACUCCAGCAAGAUGCCUUUACUUGUUUACUUCCAUGGGGGUGGAUUCUGUGUUGGCUCAGCUGCUUGGAGCUGUUACCAUGAGUUCCUGUCCGCUCUUGCUUCCAAAGCAGGCUGCAUAAUCUUUUCUGUCAACUACCGUCAAGCUCCUGAAAAUCGGCUUCCUGCUGCUUAUGAUGACGGUAUCAAUACUCUUAUGUGGUUGAAACAACAAGCUCUAAAUGGGUCCAGUGAACACAAAUGGUGGUUAAGUCAAUGUGAUUUCUCUAGUUUGUUCCUUGGAGGUGAUAGUGCUGGGGCUAAUAUAGCUUAUAAUGUGGCCACAAGACUAGGAUCCUAUGGCACAUCAGAUUCCAGCUUCAAGCCCUUGGUCCUCAAGGGUACAAUCUUGAUUCAACCUUUCUUUGGAGGAGAGGCAAGAACUGCAUCAGAAAUGCAAGCCACACAACCAGCUAGCUCAGCGCUCACUCUAUCAGCUUAUGAUACUUAUUGGCGAUUGUCACUCCCUUUGGGUGCCAACCGCGACCAUCCAUGGUGCAACCCUUUAGCAAAAGGCGCCGCUAAGUUGCGGCAGCUGAGACUUCCAGCCACAAUGGUGUGCAUAUCAGAGAUGGACAUACUAAAAGAUAGGAACUUGGAAUUUUGCAAUGCCUUGGCUAGUGCUGGCAAAAGGGUGGAAACAAAGAUGUACAAAAGUGUUGGGCAUGCAUUCCAAAUUCUGCAUAAUUCUCCGUUCUCUCAAGUUCGGACCCAGGAGCUGAUGUCCCAUCUUAAGACUUUCAUCAACCCGUAACUGAUAAUAUUCAUACCGGCUGCUGCUAACCUUUUCAGAUAUAUCAUGUAAAUCUUAGACAUUAAUGUAAUUGCUAUGUAGUUAAUUGAAAGAUAUAUUUAUAU